Porites evermanni is the source of this 534-nucleotide messenger RNA. The record is from the annotation of a GenBank genome assembly. Lineage: Eukaryota; Metazoa; Cnidaria; Anthozoa; Scleractinia; Poritidae.
AUGGGAGACGAGCCUGUUACGAAGCAAGAUCUUGCUAGUUUCAAGGAUUUCGUUGUUAGUCAGCUCGCCCUUCACAAAUCAGUUAUUUCGUCCGAGGUACAGAAAUCGCAAGAGGUCGCCUCAGCUGCCCUUUCUGCUUCUAAUUCUUUGAAGGAACAGUCGGAGAUCAAGUUUAAUCACACCGGCAACGAACGUAAUUUCAAAUUUAACGGUCAAGUGUUAGCCAAGCUUGUUUCACUUAAGGAUUGUUUGGCCGAUCUACCUCCCGAGUCUGAGGCGUUUUCAAUUCUUGACGAAACCGUACAACUAUUACAGGAACGUAACCGCAAGAUACGGAUCGCGGAUUCGUCCGAGGCCGGUUGGUUGACCGUUAAACACUACGAAUCUAAUCCCGUCUCGUUGAGCGAGGACGACGACAAGAAAAUUCGCGCUGCAGAGAGGCAGGCUCUGAGAGAUCAAGCUCGACAAAGAAAGAAGCGUAAUGUUGAGGGAUUUGCGGUCCGAAAUCGUCAACCUCAACCUUUCUUCUCCCCU